UCCAUCAACAAACACUGCAAACAGACUCUCAAAUAACAGUCUGAUUUGGUUCUUGAUUCCAUCAUCAGAACCGCGUGUGAAACAAACUCCAACAACAACUCUCUCACAUCUUCAUCAACACCACAUCAGUCAUCAUGGCUCCUCGCGUCCCCCGUCUCCCCAAGGCCAAGCCCACCGAAAUCUUCUGCAUCAGCGCCGCCGGCGUCGGCGUCCUCGCUCCCCUCUACAUGGCCAUGCCCGGCGCCGAAGAGAGGCUGCAGCGCCAGACCAACAAGUGGGCGCCUCGCUGGGAGCGCAACAUCAACUACUUCAGCUCCCCCGCUGAGCGCACCGCCCAGCGCAUCGAGCCCCCCAUCGCAAAGGCCAUGAAGAAGCUCGAUGAGAAGCUGCCGCUCGAGAAGAUGGCCAAGGGCAUGGAGAGGGGCAUCCAGAAGUCGAUUGCGCGCUUCCAGCCACCCAAGCCGAGCGAGUAACUCGACCUGACUUGGCAUAACACAUCGUGUCUUUCUUUGUCUUUAUGAUUCCUUUUGUUCUGUCUGUGUUGAUGUCAUUGUUGCUUCCAAGGUAUAUUGGAUCAACGGGUG
This is a messenger RNA of Trichoderma harzianum CBS 226.95, 584 nucleotides long. RefSeq lists its product as hypothetical. The record is from RefSeq and is a predicted model, not a curated record. The coding region runs from base 135 to 473 and encodes 112 amino acids. The transcript has 2 exons. Lineage: Eukaryota; Fungi; Ascomycota; Sordariomycetes; Hypocreales; Hypocreaceae.